This is a messenger RNA of Malurus melanocephalus (red-backed fairy wren), 3792 nucleotides long. RefSeq names its product solute carrier family 41 member 2 (gene SLC41A2). The record is from RefSeq and is a predicted model, not a curated record. Gene Ontology annotation, biological process: monoatomic cation transport. NCBI's taxonomy places the organism in Eukaryota, Metazoa, Chordata, Aves, Passeriformes, Maluridae. Gene Ontology annotation, cellular component: plasma membrane. The transcript is spliced from 11 exons. Bases 306 to 2027 code for a protein of 573 amino acids. Gene Ontology annotation, molecular function: monoatomic cation transmembrane transporter activity.
CGCUUCCGCGCCUGCUCAGUGGCGCGGCGCUCACCCAGCGCGGAGCUGUCACCGCCGCCGGGCUGCUCCSUCCCCGCCGCRRCGAUGGAGCGCGACCCCGCCGCGCYGCCGGCACCGCUCUCGCCCAGAUCCAGUCUUGCUUAUGGAAUUGUUGAAGGUCUGAGAGCAAUGAAAAAACCCUUUUGCUUGCAAAAAAGGAACAUUUUGGUCCACGUGUAAGCGUGGCACUUGAUGACUCACCUGCAAGAUUUCUUGGCUGCCAUCUGAAGAAUAAAGUGCUUUUCACCCUGUACUUCUGUAGCACUAUGACUAACUGCAAAGGCAGAUCUUCCAUCUCCAAAACAAAUAGCAAAGUCCAUGACAGAGAAGGCUUUGUGAACUGGACCAUAAAUCUUAAUACAAUUCAGUCUGAUAAAUUUCUGAGCCUGCUUUUAAGCAUGGUUCCUGUUGUUUACCAAAUAAACCAAGAGGAAAGGCACAAAAAGGUGAAUGGUGUCUGGCAAGAUGGGUUGCAACCAGCAGGACACAAUUUUAACGUCAGAUCCGAGCAGCACACGGAAUACCAUCACUUCUCAGAAGCAARCUUUCAUGGUAGCAAUGGACACAGCCCUUCUAGCUGUAGCCCUAAAUAUGAUGAUUUUUCCAGUUAUGACUAUUGUGAUGGAAUGGGGGCUUCAGAAACAGAUGCCAUGCUGCAGGAUGACGCUCUGUCGAGUGACAGUAAUGAAGAUGUCAUCGUGGAAGGARGUAGAAAACAGCCCAAAGAAUCCAGUAGUAUUAUGGCACUACAGAUACUCGUGCCUUUUUUGCUGGCAGGGUUUGGAACUGUUUCUGCUGGCAUGGUUUUGGAUAUUGUACAGCACUGGGAUGUGUUCAAGAAUGUUACUGAAGUAUUUAUCUUGGUUCCUGCACUUCUUGGUCUCAAAGGAAAUUUGGAAAUGACCUUGGCAUCCAGGCUGUCAACUGCUGUAAACGUUGGAAAAAUGGAUUCUCCCAUUGAGAAAUGGAACCUAAUAAUUGGCAAUUUGGCCUUAAAACAGGUYCAGGCAACAGUAGUUGGUUUUCUGGCAGCAGUGGCAGCAGUGAUAUUGGGCUGGAUUCCAGAGGGCAAAUAUCGCUUUGAUCACUCAGUCCUUUUGUGUUCCAGCAGUGUAGCAACUGCCUUCAUAGCUUCUCUUYUACAAGGAGUUAUAAUGGUUGGAGUUAUUGUUGGAUCUAAGAAGACUGGCAUUAAUCCUGACAACGUUGCCACUCCUAUAGCAGCAAGUUUUGGAGAUCUCAUCACCCUGGCUAUCCUGGCCUGGAUAAGUCAGGGUCUGUACACUUGCCUUGAGACAUAUUCCUACGUAUCUCCUUUGGUUGGUGCCUUUUUUUUGGCUCUGACUCCGAUGGGGAUUGUCAUAGCUGCCAAACACCCAGCUACCAGAACUGUCCUCCAUUCAGGAUGGGAGCCUGUCAUCACUGCCAUGAUCAUAAGCAGUAUUGGUGGCCUUAUUCUGGACACAACUGUAUCUGACCCUAACUUGGUUGGAAUUGUUGUUUAUACCCCAGUAAUUAAUGGUAUUGGUGGCAAUCUAGUMGCUAUUCAAGCUAGCAGAAUUUCUACCUACCUCCAUUUACACAGCAUUCCUGGAGAGCUGCCAGAGGAAGCCAAGGGCUGCUAUUACCCCUGCAGAACAUACAGUGGUACAGGAGUAAAUAACAAAUCAGCCCAAGUUCUGCUUCUUUUGGUGAUCCCUGGACACCUGAUUUUCUUGUACACCAUCCACCUGAUGAAAAGUGGGCACACUUCCUUAACCCCCAUCUUUAUAGCAGUGUAUUUGUUUGCAGCUCUGCUCCAGGUGUUCACUCUGUUAUGGAUUGCUGACUGGAUGGUGCACCACUUCUGGAAGAAAGGAAAGGACCCUGACAGUUUUUCUAUCCCAUAUCUCACUGCACUGGGAGAUCUGCUUGGCACUGCCUUAUUAGCAAUAGGGUUUCAUUUUCUGUGGCUCAUAGGGGACAGGGAUGGUGAUGUUGGUGACUAAUUGUUCCAAAGGAUGCAAUGACUUUUCCUGGAAUAUUGGCAAGACCAAUCACUCCACUUGAGGGUCCUCAAAGUGUUUGUUCCAUUUCGUCUGAGUAAAUCUGGACAUUAAACAGCCUUAAUAAAUUCAGUUUGGUUUGCUUUUAAAAACUUGGAUGGACCUAGGAUACCYGAGACCUUUAUUCUGAAACCAAGGUGAACUGCUGGUAGUUGAAGAGAUCUGAGUAGACACAGUGAAGGGCAGAUCAAUCCUUUAUCAAGUUUCCAAUUUUUUUUUUUUUAAGAUCUGAUCUUUUAAAAGAACAGUUCUUUACCUUUAUUGCGAACCAGAGCCAUCUCUAAUUGCUCACUGAGUGGUGGUGAAGAAGAGGAUGAGACCAAAAGUGGGUACAUUUUUUUCCAUUUUGCCACAAGAGAGGAUAACAAACCUCAGUUUAAUUCAUUUUCACAGACAUUGCCUCAAGAGCUGAUGAUUUGUUCUUUCCUUGCAAUUUCAGUUCUGUAGCUCUCUGACCAUUGCAGAUGAUACCAAUAAUGACUAUUAUGGUCCACACACUUUGUCACAGGCUUUAUUUUCUGUAUGGGAGGAUGACCAUCAGCGUUUAUAAAAUCAGACACUUGAAAAGUGUCYGCAGGACUGAGCCCGUUUUCUUUGUGCUAAAUGAGCAAUCUGAUUAUUUCCCUGUUGCGAUUUGUUAGAAUGAAAAUAGUAAAAGCAAACAAUAAUGUGACACUGACCUGGUCAAAAACAAUGGGUGAGUGAUUAAAACUCCUCGUGUUGGGAAGUGUAUGUUCAUUUAGCAGCUGAAAAGAUACUUAAUUAACUGAUAUUAAUGGUGUUGUCAUGGCCAGUAUCCUGAUUUUAAUGAAGUAUUUCAAGGUGUUGCCUUCACUGUAUAUACUGAUCCCUGCUUGGAACUCGCAAUGUAAAAGAUGAAGUUUCUGUUCUAGACACUUAGGAAGUUACAUAAACUUCUGGAAUUCCAGAGCUACGUCAUCAGAAAGCAGAAAUCUCUGCUUUCAAGCCGUGGAAAUUACAUGGCCAAUAAGGAAAAUGCUGGCUUUUCCUCUUAUUUGCAGACCUGAAUAUUUCAAAUAAUACAUUGAUCACGAGGASUCUGGCUGCCACUUUGAUAGAAAAGGUACUAAUUGCUUUAUUUUAAAAUCUACUGGGAGUUCCUCAAAGCAUAUGUUUUAACAACUAUAGCAUACAUCCUAAAUGCCUAAWUAAAUAAACAAAUGGUAUUUUAAAUGUUGUGAUUGAAAGUUUUAAAUUUUGAGAUUUGAAAUUAGACAACUGAAUCCAUUGAUCAGCAGAUGUUUUAAUCCUGUAAACAUGAGUCAUGUGCUUCAUGCAUACAAAUGCUUUUUAAUUUGAUGGAGCUACUCAGAUGAGUAGAUGACGUGGAUAAAASUGUUAAUGGGACUUCUGUAUGUGUUGGUCACCUAAAACUCUUUGGAAGUUCAAAGUGUUUCCAGCUUUGAAAAUWAAACCAGCUAUUCAGUGCCUACACACGGAUUUAGAUGCCUAAAUUUUGGCUCCCUCGUUUAAACCUUUUUAUUUAAGCGUUUUCCUACAGUUAUUAUAAUAUAGAUGUUCRAAUGAAUCACUCGUAUUAUGUCUCUUAUUAUGUGAGAGAAAGAUGAAAUCUUUCUAACUUCACGAUCUCUGACUUUUCUUAGUUUGUAUUAAUGUUAUUUAAAAUAGUUUCUUGUAUGUAGCAUUGCGGGAAAUAUUAUUAAAUUGUUUAAAAUGGAAUUGAUGU